CUGGAUUAGCUUUGCGGUGAGUGAGCGGGGUUUCCCCAGUGGGGUUUGCAAUAAGUCUUUGCGUGGUUUGCACGUUGCAGUCAGUGAGUGAGUGAGUGAGUCAGUUAGUUAGUUAGUUAGUUAGUUAGCAGCGACGAUGCAGGAAGUCAAAAUCUAUCCAUAUUCAUUACCAAGGCGUGCCAAGAAACGCCCAAAUAUUUAAGAAGGCUGUGGGGACAAGUGCAGAACGUUUUUAUUUAACACACACACUCACACACACACACUCACUCACUCACUCACACACACUGAGGUUACACACAGAUGAAAGCUGGCUUGUUGUCAGAAUCCACAGCAAGCCCAGCUUCUGCAACUCAAUCGACUUGUCGCCACUGGAAGUUGCACAGCUCUGUCCAAAAGUUUGUUGGAAGUGUUGAUUUUGCAAGACUUUCGUUCCACCCACCUCCCCCCACACCACCACCACCACCACCACCACCAGCCAUGGCUUCUGCUGGCGUUGCGUGUCUGCCCGCAGUCAGGAGGAUCGCUGUGUUCGGUGGCACUCACGGUAACGAGUUGACCGGGGUGUUCUUGGUCAAACAUUGGCUUAAGGACAGAUCGGAGAUCCAGCGCCCAAGCUUGGAGGUGCAGCCCUACCUGAGCAAUCCGGCCGCUGUAGAGAAGUGUGUCCGGUACGUGGACUGUGACCUGAACCGCACCUUUACCGAGGAAAAUCUCAGCAUGCCACAGAAUGAGUCAAUGCCUUAUGAAGUCAAAAUAGCCCAAGAAAUAAAUAAUUUGUUUGGACCAAAGGACAGCAAGAAUGCUUAUGACUUAGCUUUAGAUCUCCACAACACUACCUCCAAUAUGGGAAACUGUCUAAUUGUGAAGAAUUCCAAGGAUGACUUUACCAUCCAGAUGAUUCAUUAUAUUAAGAAUACUUUGUCACCUAGUACUUGCCACGUGCUGGUUCUCGAAAACUCUACAGUAAAAUAUGGUGCAAUACGAACUGUUGCUAAGCACUCUAUUGGUUUGGAAAUAGGUCCUCAACCUCAAGGAGUGAUCAAGGCGAAUAUCCUGGAAAACAUGCGGAAGCUAAUCAACAGCGCGUUGGAUUUCACACAUUUCUAUAAUGAAGGUAAAGAAUUCCCUCCCUGCACCAUUGAUGUUUAUAGAGCUUUUGAGAAAAUCAAUUACCCCAGGGAUUCAGAAGGACAGAUUACUGCUAUGAUUCAUCCUCAGCUGCAGGAUUGUGACUGGAAACCACUGAAACCAGGUGACCCAUCAUUUAUAACACUGGAUGGAAAGACCAUCCCUUACAAUGGAAGCUGCACUGUCUACCCAGCAUUUGUGAAUGAAGCUGCUUAUUAUGAGAAACAUCUGGCAUUUCUGUUAACUCACAAAGAAACUCUGACAGCAAAUGGAGUGAGGGUUGCCAAAACUUAAUAUAAGUCUUACUAUUCUUUAUAAGGCCAAAGUCUAACUUCACCAACACUAUGCAAUAGAAGAUAACAAGUUUCCCUGCUUAUAAUUUAUCCUGAAAGUAAAAGUUUGUUAGUAUAACCUUUCUACUUUGAACAACUAGCAUUUCAACUAUCUAGGAUUGUUAACCCUUUAGUGGCACAAUGUUUUUAAAAAAUCUGCCUGGCAUUGAACUUCAAGCAUCGUGAAAUGAUUCACAUUUAAAGUAGGGAACAAGGUGGCUCUCUUCCUCCCCUCGCUGACUGAUCAAUUGGUGAUUAAUUCUAACAAAAUGUGACUUCCAGAUUUCAGAAAAUGCACCUUUGCAGUUUUCCUCAAGAUGCUUCCUCUAUUUCCUGAUAAUUUUCUCCUGCUUUAAAAUGUAAUGACUUUCUCUCCUCCAAAGAGGAUAAGGUAAACAAUUUUAAUAGAAAAGGUCUACAUUUUCUCCUUUUAACAACCUACUAUUCCUAUCCCCCUAUCUUCUCAACUAUUGUCACAACUGUUGUCACUAUAGUUCAGAUUUUGGGGAUAGACUAGCAAAUGGAUGUGCUCACAAGGUUUACUUAUUCCACAUUAAUUGAGGAGGCACACUUCACAAGGUGAGAUGAGAUUUCCUUAUCCCCUCUGACCACUUAGCUAACAACCCAGCUCAAAAUAGGAGAAAUGUGUUCAUCUGAGUUGUGGGUGGGUUUGAAAUGCAGAUUUCCACCAUGAGAUUAUAAUACUCCACUGUAGACACAUUAAAACGUUAAAUUAGUUGAUUUUAAAUUAAAUUCUACUGAAUAUUUGUUCAUAUGUCUAUUUGCAGAACAAUGUACAAAUGAAUUUCUAAUUGAUCAUACAACUGAGAAAAAUAAAUGUGAAAACUACCUGUAGAUCAGAGCAAUAUCAGUUAAUAUUAAAGAUUUAUAACAAGAGAAAAGUUGAUUUGGCUGUGAAUUUCUCAGCACCACAAUCAGACAUGAAUUUUAUACAAAUACAUUAGAGAGUUAAAAAAAAUUGUAUGGCUUGAUAUUUAAUGAAAUUAAAUAUUUUACUGGGAUCUACCAAAUGCCUUAGCUUAAUUUCAGAGAUUGCAAAUCACAUUCAAUUCUCAAAUAUAUAAAAUAAACAUGGUGCUGCUUAAAACAGUGGACAACGUGAUCAUGGAAAUGCACAUUAUCUAUAUGGAUCUUAUAUGCUAGAUGUAAAUAAAGCAAGUAAUUACCACUGGAGUACCUUACGGAA
Molecule: messenger RNA, 2667 nt
Organism: Callorhinchus milii (elephant shark)
Lineage: Eukaryota; Metazoa; Chordata; Chondrichthyes; Chimaeriformes; Callorhinchidae
Gene: aspa
Product: aspartoacylase
Exons: 6
Coding region: 301-1422 (373 amino acids)
Molecular function (GO): hydrolase activity, acting on carbon-nitrogen (but not peptide) bonds, in linear amides; hydrolase activity, acting on ester bonds
Source: RefSeq, a predicted model, not a curated record